AUGCGCUGGAAACGCAUCCAGUCGAUUCCUUCAUCUAUUUCUUCAUUAACAUAUGAUCUUGACAAUGAACAGGAGCUAGAAAACAUGUAUGACUAUCUGAUCAAACUGGUAGUUAUCGGUCCAAGCGGAACGGGCAAAACUUCAAUGCUGCAUAGAUUUGUUAAAAAUGAAUUUAAGGCUCUUUCUUCUCAUACAAUUGGCGUUGAAUUUUCAAGUAAAGUAGUAAAACUGGGCAUUGGUGCACGCAGAAAACGUAUUAAGUUACAGUUAUGGGAUACUGCGGGUCAAGAGCGUUUCCGCGCUGUCAGUCGUUCAUAUUACCGUGCAGCAGCAGGAGCACUGCUUGUGUAUGACAUUACCAACCAUGAGUCUUUUACAAGUCUACCGUCUUGGUUAGAAGAUGCACGAGCACUGGCAUCACCAGAUGUAGUUAUAGUAUUGAUUGGUAACAAAUGUGAUCGCAAUAAAGAGCGAGACGUAACAGUAAGUGAAGCUAUGUGUUAUGCAAACAGAGAAGGGAUUUCUUUGUUAGAAGUUUCAGCAUUGACACCGCAUCUUAUUGAUGAUGCGUUUUUGCUCGUUGCUCGGCAGAUUUUAAGUAAAAUUGAGCUUGGACAGAUUGAUCCAAAUUUGCCGCAAUUUGGGAUUCAAUAUGGAAGUGAUGGUGUCUGUGAUCGCUCGGGAUUUGGGAGUUUUAAGGGAACAUUUAUGCGGCGACGUGGGCCAGGACGUUGGUUAGAUUGGUUGUAUGAUGUUACAGGAUGUGAAGACAGUACAUCAGUUGAGCCAGAGUGGCGAAGAGGAUGUUUAUAUGCUGUUUUACGUUUAUUAGAAGAAUUUUCAUUUUCUGUACCGUUAUUUUCCAGGUUGAUGAGAAGGUUUCCUAAAAAUAGUUUAAAUAUUACUUCAAAAAUGCCGUGA
Messenger RNA from Pneumocystis jirovecii RU7, 921 nucleotides. RefSeq lists its product as uncharacterized. The record is from RefSeq and is a predicted model, not a curated record. Gene Ontology annotation, cellular component: endosome. Gene Ontology annotation, molecular function: GTPase activity; GTP binding. The transcript is spliced from 6 exons. Gene Ontology annotation, biological process: regulation of endocytosis. Lineage: Eukaryota; Fungi; Ascomycota; Pneumocystomycetes; Pneumocystales; Pneumocystaceae. The coding region runs from base 1 to 921 and encodes 306 amino acids.